This is a messenger RNA of Sinocyclocheilus rhinocerous, 364 nucleotides long. Its product is annotated as importin-5-like. The record is from RefSeq and is a predicted model, not a curated record. The transcript has 3 exons. Lineage: Eukaryota; Metazoa; Chordata; Actinopteri; Cypriniformes; Cyprinidae. Gene Ontology annotation, biological process: protein import into nucleus. The annotation marks the transcript as partial.
UCUGUCUGGUCUCUGCUGGUGUUCAGUAAUGCCGUUGCGGGAGAAAGCGCUCUGGACAGGAUUGCAUGUGGCCUCGGAGGAAAGAUCGUCCUUCCCAUGAUCAAACAGCACAUCAUGCAGAUGUUGCAGAACCCCGAUUGGAAGUACAGGCACGCCGGUCUGAUGGCGCUCUCUGCUAUCGGCGAGGGCUGUCACCAACAGAUGGAGGCCAUUCUGAGCGAGAUCGUCAGCUUUGUUUUGCUCUUCUGUCAGGAUCCUCACCCCAGGGUUCGUUACGCCGCCUGCAACGCUAUUGGACAGAUGGCCACAGACUUCGCCCCCACCUUCCAGAAGAAAUUCCACGACAAGGUAUCGCUGGGAGAUG